AUGUCGUUCAGCCACUGCAGGUUCUACGAGGAGAAAUACCCAGAAAUCGACAGCUAUGUUAUGGUCAACGUUCGCCAGAUCGCCGACAUGGGCGCGUACGUGAAGCUCCUCGAGUACGAUGAUAUCGACGGCAUGAUCCUGCUCUCGGAGCUGUCGAGACGGCGAAUUCGCAGUAUCCAGAAGCUCAUUAGAGUGGGCCGGAACGAGUGCGUGGUGGUGCUAAGAGUGGACAAGGAGAAGGGUUACAUCGAUCUGUCGAAGCGCCGGGUGUCGCCGGAAGACGUGAAGAAGUGCGAGGAGCGGUACAACAAGAGCAAGAUGGUGCACUCGAUCAUGCGGCAUGUGGCCGAGAAGACGCAGACGGCCAUCGAGGCUCUGUACGAGACGAUCGGCUGGCCACUGAACAAGCAGUACGGUCACUCGCUAGACGCAUUCAAGCUUUCCAUCACGAACCCCGAUGUGUGGAACGACAUCACCUUCCCGAGUGAGGCCGUGGCCGAGGAGCUCAAGUCGUACAUUGGUAAGCGGUUAACACCACAGCCGACAAAAGUGCGUGCCGAUGUGGAGGUCACCUGCUUCUCGUAUGCGGGCAUCGAGGCCAUCAAGACGGCGCUAGCGACGGCCGAGGCCGAGAACACGGACGACAACAAGGUCAAGGUGCGGCUAGUAUCGCCGCCGCUGUACGUCCUGACGAACACGUGUCUGGAGAAGAACACGGGCAUCAGCCGGUUGCAAAAGGCAAUCGAGGACGUGCGGGCGAACAUUGAGGCUGCCGGCGGCAAGCUCGUGGUCAAGAUGGAGCCCAAGGCGGUCACGGAGAGCGACGACGCGGAGCUGCAGGCCCUCAUGGAGAAGCGCGAGCGGGAGAACGCCGAGGUCAGCGGCGACGACAGUGCGAGCGACAGCGGCGACGACCUGCCCGAGAUUGCAUGA
Messenger RNA from Grosmannia clavigera kw1407, 933 nucleotides. Its product is annotated as translation initiation factor 2 alpha. The record is from RefSeq and is a predicted model, not a curated record. Gene Ontology annotation, molecular function: ribosome binding; RNA binding; translation initiation factor activity. Bases 1 to 933 code for a protein of 310 amino acids. Gene Ontology annotation, cellular component: eukaryotic 48S preinitiation complex; eukaryotic translation initiation factor 2 complex; eukaryotic translation initiation factor 2B complex. Lineage: Eukaryota; Fungi; Ascomycota; Sordariomycetes; Ophiostomatales; Ophiostomataceae. The transcript has 4 exons.